This is a messenger RNA of Gadus morhua (Atlantic cod), 2140 nucleotides long. It is a transcript of the gene fam204a, whose product is annotated as family with sequence similarity 204 member A. The coding region runs from base 110 to 829 and encodes 239 amino acids. NCBI's taxonomy places the organism in Eukaryota, Metazoa, Chordata, Actinopteri, Gadiformes, Gadidae. The transcript is spliced from 7 exons. The record is from RefSeq and is a predicted model, not a curated record.
CCGGAAAUAACGACAUCGUGCUGAUCCUGAUACGUUCGCUUUCUCGUAGCGCAGUUUUUAUAUAAUCAUUAAGUGACAUUCUUCAAUGUUUUGAUAACAAAUAGACUGAAUGUAUAGCGGACUUCUGCCCAAAGGUUUCACUGAAUCCGAUCUCAGCUCAGAUGCCGAGGAGGUUGGACAGUGUGAGGAGGAGCAAGGGAAUACAUCGAAUAGUUCUACUGAAAAUGUGAGGGGCAUAGCAGGACAGAGUACUCUGACAGCGGUUGAAGUAGACUCAUCUCAAACUCCUGCUGAUCCACAGCAGGACAAAGAACCCCCGACAGACAUUCUACCUGGGAUUUCCCAGGAAAUGUGGCAAAAAUUCAAAGAGCUACAGAAGAAGAAAGAUGAACUCCAAACGUGUCAGAAGGUGCCCAGAAGAAGACGCAAAAGAAAACACAAGAAAGGAACAAGCAAUGAAGUCGCAACAAAAGAGGGGGAGCAUCGAGGAGGCUUGGGGAAGCAGUGGGAUGGGCUUCAGCAGUACUUUGGUGUAAACGAUAGGUUCCAGCCCCCUGCGUCCAGCACUGCUGACCUUCAGUCCGGCCUAGAGAAGAGGAUGGAGCUAGCCAUCGCUGAAGGGGACUUCGCGGGAGCGGAGGAGAUGAGCGACAGCCUCGCCACUCGAGAGUUGGCCGUGAAAAUCACGCAAGCCGCCGAUUGUCGAGACUACGUGCAACACAAGCAAGAGGAGGAGGCCUCGCGAGCGGCCCAGAAGCGGAAGGCGGUCGCCUGGGGGUUCGAGGCCAAGAAGAGAUGGGAAACCAAGAGCAACAUGGGUUACAUGUAACCGACCCCGAGCUGACCACGAGCCCAGAUCCUACGGUACCCCCAGACCGCGCUGCCUCCAGAAUAUGUUUUACAUGUCGGUAUAAUGGCUAGCAGAUGAGGCGUCUUUGUCACCCUGGUUUGGAUUUUGCCAAUGGACUCCGGCAAACCGUCAAGGGGUGAAAGUUGCCCGAUUAGCGGCAAAAAUGUCCAUCAAAAGCGUUUUGGGGGGAAAGAAAUGUACUGAGCAUUUAAAUUAACUCCUCGGGGCCCUCUUUGGUGACAGCGCCGUGUGUGUGUGUGUGUGUGUGUGUGUGUGUGUGUGUGUGUGUGUGUGUGUGUGUGCGUGUGCGUGUGCGUGUGCGCGCGCGCGAUUUCUAUUUCAUUUGGUUUCUCGUGAUUCAAGUAUUCCGGCUUUUCCCUUUUUUCCCGCCUUGAAUUAAAUCUGGUGUACAUUACCGCAUGAUGCGUUUAUUUAUUGCUGUAAAGUGGGUUAAUCAUGAAGGCGCUCCUCCUUUAUACGGAGGAAGAGAAAGGCAAGAUUAGGGCCCUAAUGCAAUGUACAGAAUAAUGUGCGAGAGGAUUUGUGAGCACAAAAUGAAAUUUGGCCGCUCUAAACUGUUGUGAGCGGUCGUAAACUGAAACUUGAGUGAAUAGUGGAGGAGGGGGGGAAACACACGAGACAUGAAUCAGAGGCUUUGCUUUUGGCCGCCGCCCAUGCUGCGAGGGAAGCCAUUGUUUCUUAGUCCAAACAUGAGUUUAUCCGAGCCUACGCAAGCCACUCAUCACGCAUGCCACCAGUCCCCGCGUCAUGUAGACGCUAGGUUGGUGUGCCGUGAUGCACUUUGAUCAGGUUUUUUUUAUUAUUUAUUAUUUUUGUACGAGACACUUGCCUCUCCCGAACCCCCUAUACUUGUGAAAUGUGUGUGUGUGUGUGUGUGUUUCCUCUCAUUCAGAUUCCAGGACAUGUUAACAUAAUUGCAAACGGAGCGCCAAAAAUGCAAGAAUGAUAAUUACUUUUAUUCAAAGCAACGUAAUUUCACUCAGCCAUGGAAAAUGAUUGCUUUGCUUCAAGGUAAUGAGAAUUAAAAUGAUUCCAACUAAGUUGUUUGCAUUGCACAUAUUUGGACACUUAGUUGCCGUGUGUGUGUGUGUGUGUGCGUGUGCGUGUGUGUGUGCUGAAUCUGUAUUAUCAAUUAUCUUUGCAUUAGGUCAGCAGAAAUACUAGUGUUACAUUUGUAAUGCAAAACACCUCAGAGGAAUGUUGGCAGCCCACCAGUAUAAAGUUUUUAUUACACAUUGGCCUAAAAUAUUAAAGCUUUUGGAUAAUCAC